ACAUAUGAAGUGUUUACGUUGCAGUGAGCUGUUGCGUGGUUGUUGAGUAAAAGCUAUUAUGGGAUCGUCAUAGGUCUAGUAGUAGUCUACAAAACUAAAACACAAGAAAGAAACACAAAGAUUGGUCAUUUGUGUUUGGCGAACCAUUCGACAAUGUACAAACUGACGCACUUGUUUCUGAACCGACAAUGCUCAUUCAUGGCGAUGAGGCAUCUCGGCAGGAAUCGAGUAAUGGCCCAAAGGGCCUCACUUUCUUCGUCUGCGGUCAAAUGGGAAGGUGGGGUUUCCAUGGUGCAGGGAGCUUCCAGAGGAAUUGGCCUUGAAUUUGUUAAACAGUUGUUGGAGAAGGAAAAAGGUCAUGUUAUUGCUACCUGCCGUAAUCCUAACGGGGCAACAGGUCUUCUCCACCUGCAAAGUAAAUUCGCUGAACGCCUAACUGUUCUACAAUUGGAUGUGACGAAUGAAAGCACCAUACAGGAAUCUGCAAAGUCUAUUAGAGAAAAAUAUGGCUCGUUAAACCUUCUCAUCAAUGCAUCUGGGAUUCUUUCAAUACCAAAUGUAUUGCAACCAGAAACAACACUGAGCAAAGUGGAGAAGUCAUCUUUGCUUCUUGCUUAUGAGGUUAAUGCUGUAGGCCCCGUUUUAGUGAUCAAGCAUAUGUGGCCUCUCCUAAAGAUUGGUGGUGGACUGGGAACUGAAAGGGAUGUUGCAGUUGUGGCCAACGUGAGUGCUAGAGUUGGAUCCAUAGGGGAUAACCGUCUUGGCGGUUGGCAUUCUUAUCGAGCUUCGAAAACUGCACUUAAUCAAUUGACAAAAAAUAUAUCAGUUGAAUUGGCACGGAGGAAGGAUCCGAUCGUGUGCAUUUUAUUGCACCCAGGUACAGUGGACACAGAUCUCUCCAAGCCAUUUCAAAAAAAUGUUCCAGAAGGCAAGCUUUUCACAACAGAGUUCUCAGUGCAGAAGCUCUUGAGCAUCAUCCACGAUACGAAAAGGAAUGAUAACGGAAAGUUCUUUGCCUGGGAUGGUCAGGAAAUUUCUUGGUGAAUAUUGUAUUACUUUUAAACAGGGAAAAAUAAACAGUUUUCAUUUGAGUGAAAAAGGUGUAAGCCUUGAGUUGCCUGUUACAUGGGAAAUUACAAGGUAGCAAUUUUAUUGAGUCUCACUCAUUCUUCAUC
This is a messenger RNA of Fragaria vesca subsp. vesca, 1175 nucleotides long. RefSeq lists its product as uncharacterized. The coding region runs from base 154 to 1044 and encodes 296 amino acids. The transcript has 6 exons. Lineage: Eukaryota; Viridiplantae; Streptophyta; Magnoliopsida; Rosales; Rosaceae. The record is from RefSeq and is a predicted model, not a curated record.